GCGAGAGACGAUGUGCGAAGAUGCGAGGAAUGCAGGCUGAAGGAAAGAAGAGGAAAAAAUAAACAGAACUUGCUUAUUAUAUUUGCGAUUCAUUUCUAGUAGAUGUGCUACGCGCAUAAAGGAAUGAUCACGCGAAGACAAUGAAACCACGUUUUGGUGCCAGGAAAACAAUGCCAGUAAUUUGAAGUAAACAACUGAAAACAGGAACAAUAUUGAUUAUUUUUAAAUGUUUUCAGCUACAUUAUACUGGAUACAUUUUAUAUCCAGUGGUUGAUCACAUCACGGCUGCAUCUAAUCCAAACACGGACCUAAACAGAUAAACAGCUCUUUUAGUUAGUUAUCUUUUUUCUAAUCUGCGGUCUUUCUUCACUGAAUUAAACAUCCCCUUUCUCUCAAAGUCAUGUCUUUGUUUUUGAGCGGAGAACUGGUGGGCACACGAGGAAUAUAGGACUGAUUGUUUUUUUAGGGGGGUACUUAAAAGUGUGGAGCUGUUUCAAUUUUGCAGUGCUCACAUAGGGGGUUUUGAGAAGCCGGGGGACAUCGAAAUGGAAUUGGAGUUUAACAACACGUAAAAAAAAAUACUUCAAGCUGCAUGAAAAUUGUUGAAUGCAAGGUGCCGACGGUGUUUUUGUACCAUUCUGUUUGUUACCGGGAUGGUCUCAACGUACCCCUGAGUAGCAGAGAGGGACUGAGAGCGACGAGAGGAGAGAUACAGAGAGAGAGAGAGAUCUGAGGAUUAUGGCUCUCGCAACGUUCUCUCUCUGUCUCAUUACCCUCACCUGUGCAAACUUAUACCUGGUGUAUGCCAACAACCGACACGCCGUUCAUUGGAACAGCUCGAACAUACACUUGCGCAGGGAGGGCUACACGGUGCAGGUGAACGUGAACGACUACCUGGACAUCUACUGCCCGCACUACAACAGCAGCCAGCGGGGGCUCAACGAGCAGUACGUCCUCUACAUGGUCAGCUACCGUGGCUACCGAACCUGCGACCCCAAGCUGGGCUUCAAGCGCUGGGAGUGCAACCGCCCACACGCCCCCCACGCGCCCAUCAAGUUCUCCGAAAAGUUCCAGCGCUACAGCGCCUUCUCCCUGGGAUACGAGUUCAACGUAGGCCACGAGUACUACUACAUCUCAACGCCCACCCACCACCACGGCCACAGCUGCCUGAGACUGAGGGUGUACGUCUGCUGCUCCGCCACCUCUCACAUAGUCGAUGAGUCUCAUCCCACCGCGUCAGACUACACUCUCAGACCCAACAUCAAAAUACACAAUAUAGACGAGUUUAACCCCGAAAUCCCCAAACUGGAGAAGAGCGUCAGCGGCAGCAGCCCGUCCCGCGACCGUCUGCUGCUGACCGUGGCCGCGCUCUUCCUCGCCGCCCUCUCGGUCUCCUAGCAACAGUCGCCGCGACAACGUCACGCCGACGGCCCGCCACCGGCCCCCAGAGGGACAUGCCAGGAGGGGGGAAGGGGGAGGGGAGGUCUCGGGUUCGAUCAGGGGAAGGAGCAGAACGAGGAAGGACAGGAACCAGGCAGGAUGAAUCUGAAGGACAGAGGAGGAGAACAACCACAACGAACGUGUUUCAGAACACAUUACACACAACAGUGUAUGAUAAGCGCUUAACCUGCGGACGAGCCGUGUCCAUGCAGAUACAGCUGCAGGAGAGAUAAUCGUGGAAAACUGUGAAAGAAUGAAUGGAUGAAAUUAGCCACCUCUGAUUGAACUGCACAUGGGGAAAGACACAGAGCCCGCAACGUGAUUGUGAGUUACUGUCCACGGGAGUGCUGACGUGUAUGUGCGCAACAUUCAUGCUGAGACACCUGAACACCGUGCAGCAACACUCGCCUGUAGAAGUACAACACGUGUCUGUGUCUCGACACAUAACAUCAAGUGCGUUGAAACGUGUAAAGUGCACAAUAUGCUGGGAAAGAUGAACAACAUGUUGUGUUGCGCGCAUACAACCACGCUUUCUGUAAAACCAUUGGCAGCACAUGUAGUCAACAUGCGAUAUGCAUGUUGGAGUACAACAGGACGUGUGUGGAUUCUCCUCAAAUGUGGCCCUCCAUCUUUUACCUGCUGCUCAAUGAUCCAGUGAUGCUCAUACUGGAUUACUGCGUCCCAUUUCUCUCAACUUGGUAAACAUGGAGCUGACAUCGGACCUGUCCGGACUGGAGACGGGCCGGACCACGCUGAACUGCACCGGACUGGACUGGAAUCGUUGUCAUGAUUGCUGUCAUUUUACUUGUUUCAGUUCUUUUUGUAAAAUAAAUG
This is a messenger RNA of Megalops cyprinoides (Indo-Pacific tarpon), 2274 nucleotides long. RefSeq names its product ephrin-A3-like. Lineage: Eukaryota; Metazoa; Chordata; Actinopteri; Elopiformes; Megalopidae. The transcript is spliced from 5 exons. Gene Ontology annotation, cellular component: plasma membrane. Gene Ontology annotation, biological process: axon guidance; ephrin receptor signaling pathway. Gene Ontology annotation, molecular function: ephrin receptor binding. Bases 739 to 1398 code for a protein of 219 amino acids. The record is from RefSeq and is a predicted model, not a curated record.